Molecule: messenger RNA, 1083 nt
Organism: Humulus lupulus (European hop)
Lineage: Eukaryota; Viridiplantae; Streptophyta; Magnoliopsida; Rosales; Cannabaceae
Product: psbP-like protein 1, chloroplastic
Exons: 8
Coding region: 128-850 (240 amino acids)
Biological process (GO): photosynthesis
Cellular component (GO): photosystem II; photosystem II oxygen evolving complex; extrinsic component of membrane
Molecular function (GO): calcium ion binding
Source: RefSeq, a predicted model, not a curated record
AGAAAGCAACACAUCAGCAGUCAAGUUAGAAGAUUUUCAUCAAAAGAUAAGGUCAUCCUCUCUCAGCGUCACACUACUCCCUGAGUCCCCGCGAGUAGUCUAGUGGCGCUGCACCGCCCCUCCAGCUAUGGCCUCCCUGCAAAACUCCCCCUCAAUCAAUCAGAUCCCCUUUCUCAACUCUUUCCCUCGGUUGCAGAAGCACAAUGGUGAUUUUUCUUGCUGCAGAAGGCGGAUUUCACUUCUCGUCCGGGCCCAUCAAGCACCACCAUCUUUGAAUGUGUCUUCUUCUCAAGAUAGACCUGGGAGACGCCACAUUAUUGCAGCUGGCAUAAUUGCUUCGUGGGUUUCACUGUUUAAUCAAAACUCUGUAUUUGCUGCAGAAAAUAAAAAGGGAUUUCUGCCUGUAACGGAUAAGAAAGAUGGAUACACAUUCCUAUAUCCAUUUGGGUGGCAGGAAGUAAUCAUAGAUGGUCAAGACAAGGUAUAUAAAGAUGUGAUCGAGCCAUUAGAAAAUGUUAGUGUAAAUUUGCUUCCAACAAACAAGCAGGACAUUCGAGACUUUGGGCCUCCAGAACAGGUUGCAGAAACUUUAAUAAAAAAGGUUCUUGCUCCUCCCAACCAGAAAACAAAGCUAAUUGAGGCAAAAGAGCAAGAUGUUGACGGGAAAGCAUAUUACACUUUCGAGUUCAUUGCCAAAGCUCCGAACUAUACUCGCCAUGCUCUCAGCACAAUUUCUAUUGCCAACGGUAAGUUCUACACUUUGACGACUGGGGCCAAUGAAAGGAGGUGGGAGAAGAUGAAAGACAAAUUGCAUACUGUGAUUGAUUCUUUCAAGAUCUCAAAUGUUUAAUAUUGUGGGUUUUGAUCAUUUCUUCCAAAUCAAACUAAAAAUUGAAGAACCGAGUUUUGAAUUGGGAGCAGCAAAUGUGCAUUUUUCUGAUCCGACCCCCGUCUCUCUCUCUGCUCUCUUUUGCUUAUGUUUUCGAACGGUGGCUCCUUUUUCUUUUUCCCUUGUAAAUGAAAUAUCAAUGUAAAGGAAAGAAUUUUGGCCUUUGCAAAUUAUAAAUUAACUAUUAUGAACUA